CACUCAUCAUGUCGGGCUGGGAAAUUCGCUGGUCCAACUCGCGCUCGCUGCCGUACUUCUACAACGGCUCUACUGGCCAGAGCACCUGGGAGAAGCCCGCCGAGCUGAGCGACGACGCCGUCAAGUCCCUCCCCGGCGCAAAGUACCUCUCUGGCACGGCCGCGCCCGAGGGCAAGGUCCGCGCGAGCCACAUCCUCGCCAAGCACACCGGCAGCCGCCGUCCGAGCAGCUGGAAGCAGCCUAACAUCACCCGCACGCUGCCUGAGGCGCGCGCACAGAUCCAGGGAUACCUUGACACGCUGCAGGCGCUGCCGGCGGACAAGCGGGCGGCCGAGUUCGCCAAGAUUGCCAGCACUGAGAGCGACUGCUCGAGCGCGCGAUCGGGCGGCGACCUCGGGUUCUUUGGCCGCGGCCAGAUGCAGAAGGCAUUUGAGGACGCAACCUACGCGCUCGAGGUUGGCCAGCUGAGCCCGCUCGUCGAGAGCGACUCGGGCGUGCACAUCAUCCUCCGAACGGCGUAAAGUAAAGAAGCACAGCAAGCGGACAGAUAUGUAUGCCCGCGUGUGUCUGACAUGUCAAGAAGAAGAGCAGUCGCGGCAUGGGAUCAAACGCUCCAAGCCACAGGGCUAUCCGAGCUGUGUCCCGGCAGGAACGUCGCCACAGCCACUUGUGUCGGCCAGUGAGCAGCGCCGCAGCAUGUAUCCGUGCGCG
Molecule: messenger RNA, 711 nt
Organism: Cutaneotrichosporon oleaginosum
Lineage: Eukaryota; Fungi; Basidiomycota; Tremellomycetes; Trichosporonales; Trichosporonaceae
Cellular component (GO): cytosol; nucleus
Molecular function (GO): protein binding; peptidyl-prolyl cis-trans isomerase activity
Source: RefSeq, a predicted model, not a curated record